This is a messenger RNA of Rubroshorea leprosula, 1615 nucleotides long. The record is from the annotation of a GenBank genome assembly. NCBI's taxonomy places the organism in Eukaryota, Viridiplantae, Streptophyta, Magnoliopsida, Malvales, Dipterocarpaceae.
GGAAAAAAAAAAAAAAAGAAAACAAAAGCAAACAAAAUUUGAUACGAAUGGAAGCUGAAGAAUUGGAAAAAGUUGCUCAGAAGAGAGAGACAGAAGAACCCGCGCCUGGGUUCCAUCGAAUCCAGGCGUGCUGGGUUCGACGGAACCCACGCUUGGGUUCCAUCAAAGAACCCAGGCGUUGGGUUCCAAAGAACCUGCGCUUGGGUUCUAAGGAACCCAAGCGUGCUGGUUCGAAGGAACCCACGCCUGGGUUCCAUCGAGCCCAGCACUUGGGUUCCAAAGAACCCAGCGCCUGUUGGGUUCAAUGGAACCCACGCCUGGGUUCCAUCAAAGAACCCAGGCGUCGAGUUCCAAAGAACCUGCGCUUGGGUUCCUUGGAACCCAAGCAUGCUGGGUUCAAAGGAACCCACGCCUGGGUUCCAUCGAACCCAGCGCUUGGAUUCCAAGGCUUGCUGGUAGACCCUUUCCAACUUCGUGUUGCGUCGGUUGUGCCUGCUAUGUCUACUGAUCCUUCUACUUCUGGUUUUUUGCCGAUUUUGACUUCUACUGAUGGUGUGGGUACUCCACCUUCUUCUUCUUUGUCUGAGUUUUUUGAUGUUUUCUGCCUUCCCUGUAAUGCAGAUGGGAAGUUUGUUGUGAAAGAUGCUUCACGCCAUGUGGAGAGGGAUCUUGUGAUUCCUUUUAUCCCUAUAGAGGUUCCUUUGGUUUCUUCUUCAAAGGGUGGAAAAGUUGCUCUCCCUCUAGGCUCAGCAAAGGUGUUCUGUGAUCUCGAUAAGGUGUCUUGGGUUACUAGUAGUUGUGAUGUGGAUGAGAUUAGGGAGAUUUAUAAAAAGAACUUGAUAGAUUUGUAGGUUUUUCCUCCUUAACAUCUCGUGCACCGCGCAACGUUUCUAUGCCUUCCUCCUAAUGUGUGUCUACAAGGAUCAAUUUGCAUAUGGGUUGCAUUUUCCUUUGUAUCCUCUUUUUCUUGAAAUUUGUGAUGAAUUCUCUAUUAGCCUUUCCCAAUUGGCUCCUCGUGUUGUUGCUUAUAUUGUUGCCUUCAUUGUGAGAUGUUUCCUUAUAUUCUAAAAUUCGCAUUAACCUCUGUAGCACAUCUUGCAUAGCUUUUGUCAAGGUACACCAAAAACUUGCUCGUCGCUUUUUACUUGCGUAACUUCUGCUUAGGUAUUUAUGUACACCUAAACUUGCUCACAACUUUUUGCUUGUGUAACUUUUGCUUGGGCAUUUAAUGUACACCCAAACUUGCUCACAGCUUUUGCUUGUGUAACUUCUGCUUGGGCAUUUAAUGUACACCCAAACUUGCUCACAGCUUUUGCUUGUGUAACUUUUGUUUGGGUAUUUAAUGUACACCCAAACUGGCUCAUGGCAUUUUGCUUGUGUAACUUCUGCUUGGGUAUUUAAUGUACACCCAAACUUGCUCACAACUUUUGCUUGUGUAAUUUCUGCUUGGGUAUUUAAUGUACACCCAAAUUUGCUUACAGCUUUUUGCUUGUGUAACUUUUGCUUGGAUAUUUAUGUACACCCAAACUUGCUCACAGCUUUUGCUUGCAUAUUAUAUCAUCUUAAGAUUUUCUCCCGCAUAGGUUCAGAGUAGAAAUAAGCUAUAUAGAUUUUG